This is a messenger RNA of Lycium ferocissimum, 2204 nucleotides long. RefSeq names its product pentatricopeptide repeat-containing protein At1g34160. The record is from RefSeq and is a predicted model, not a curated record. The coding region runs from base 1 to 1731 and encodes 576 amino acids. Gene Ontology annotation, molecular function: protein binding; zinc ion binding; RNA binding. NCBI's taxonomy places the organism in Eukaryota, Viridiplantae, Streptophyta, Magnoliopsida, Solanales, Solanaceae. Gene Ontology annotation, biological process: RNA modification. The transcript has a single exon.
AUGGCCUACGUAGAUUCAUUACUCUCAAAAUGCACUUCCUUUUCACAACUCAAACAACUCCAAGCACAUCUCAUAACCACCGGCAUAUUCCAAUUCUACACAUCCCGCUCCAAAUUCCUCGAUUUCUGCGCCAUCUCUCCCUUCGGCAACCUCCUUUACGCCGCCCACAUCUUCCGCCACAUCACUUCUCCUUGCAAAAACGAAUACAACGCCAUCAUUCGCGGCCUUGCCCAAAGCCACAAACCCAUUGAUGCCAUCACAUUUUAUAUCUCUAUGGCACGUGACUCUUGUAUGCCUGAUGCUCUUACUUGUUCCUUUACGCUUAAAGCUUGUGCACGUGCAUUGGCCCGUAUCGAAACCCCACAAAUCCAUGCUCAGGUGAUACGAUUUGGGUUUAGUGCAGAUGUUUUGUUGAGGACGACUUUGCUGGAUGCAUACUCGAAAUGUGGUGAUUUAAGGGAUGCGUGCAAGGUGUUUGAUGAAAUGUGUGUGAGAGAUAUCGCGAGUUGGAACGCGUUGAUUGCUGGGUUAGCUCAAGGGAAUAGACCAACUGAAGCUUUGUUGCUUUUUAAGAAAAUGAGAGAGGAAAAUGUUAAUAUGGAGCCGAAUGAGGUUACUGUGCUUGGUGCUCUUUCUGCUUGUUCGCAGUUGGGGGCGAAUAAAGAAGGGGGACGUGUUCACGAUUAUAUUAAAAGUAAGAAUCUUGAUGGAAAUGUGAUUGUUUGUAAUGCUGUUAUUGAUAUGUAUGGGAAAUGUGGUAUUCUUGGAAGAGCUUAUGAGGUGUUUAAUGAGAUGAAAUGCUUGAGGACUCGUGUCACGUGGAAUACUAUGAUUAUGGCACUCGCGAUGUAUGGAGAUGGAGAGCAAGCACUUGAGCUUUUUGAGAGAAUGGGGCGAGCUGGGAUUGAGGCGGAUAGUGUGAGUUACUUAGCUGCCAUAUGUGCUUGUAACCAUGCAGGGAUGGUUGAGGAAGGAAUGAAAUUGUUUGAUGCCAUGGAUAGAUAUGGAGUGAGUAAGAAUGUAAAGCAUUAUGGUAGUAUGGUGGACUUGUUGGGAAGGGCUGGGAGGUUGGAUGAAGCUUACAAAAUUGUUCAGUCAAUGCCUACAGUUCCUGAUGCAGUUUUAUGGCAAACUCUGUUAGGGGCUUCCAAGACUUAUGGAAAUGUGGAAAUGGCAGAGAUAGCGUCCAAGAAGCUAGUUGAAAUGGGAUCAGAUCAUUGUGGGGAUUUCGUGUUGCUAUCCAAUCUUUAUGCAGCACAAGGGAGGUGGCACGAUGUGAGAAGAGUAAGGGAGGCGAUGAAAGGUCAGGAUGUAAAGAAGGUACCAGGUUUUAGCUAUAUUGAGGUUGGUGGAACGAUAUACAAGUUUAUGAAUGGUGAUAAGAACAAUCCGAAGUGGGAGGAGAUUUAUUGGAAACUUGACGAGGUCUUGUUAAGGAUUAGGGAAUACGGGUAUGUGGCCGAAACUAAUUAUGUGUUUCAUGAUAUUGGAACGGAGGAGAAGGAGAAUGCACUGUGUUACCAUAGUGAGAAGCUGGCAGUGUCUUUUGGUUUGAUUAGUACACCUGAUGGAACUUGUAUAAGUGUGAAUAAGAAUCUUAGAAUAUGUGGGGAUUGCCAUGUUGUGAUUAAGCUCAUAUCAAAGAUAUACAAGCGGGAGAUUAUUGUGAGGGACAGGACUCGUUUCCACAGAUUUAAAGAUGGGACUUGUUCUUGUAAAGAAUAUUGGUGAGGUUGAUCCAAAUGUUUAUGUAAUUCGACGUGGCACAGAAAAUCAUAUGUAUAACUGAAAGGGCUGACCUUGUGCACAAAGUGCUAUCCGAGUUUGACAGAUAGGGGAGAAUGGAUGUGUGCCGUAUGCAGCAUUACUUGGCAUUUCCGCAAAGAGACUGUGGAAGUCGCGACUUACAGGUCACUAAAGGAGCAACUCUACCAUUAUAACAGAGCUUGCACUCACAAGAGAUAUGAUUCAUUUUCAAAAAUCUGAAGCAAGGAGCUUCUUCCUCUUGCAGAAAUUUGUGUUGAGGAAUCUGUUUUGUAUAAUGUCAUGAAAAGAGGAGUUUUACAGAAAAUUAACUUUCACCUUUCUUUUGCUGUUGAUUCAAUUACUAUUGGCACUACAUGUGCGCGCUAGUCAAUAAACAAGUCGAACUAACCUGUUCUCUUUUGAUUAAGCAAAUAUAAUGGUGUUGCAAAGCAGCAAAA